UCUCUCACACAGCGGAAAACAAGUGCACUGCAGUUGAACGGCGCAUUCGGUGAGAGGUCGGUAAAGCAGUCGAGCCUGCUCGUCGGCGAGCCUCUCCCUCACUUGAAUCCGUAUCCACGUUUAAGUUUUGUCCUCAAAAAUCCCGCAAGUCGAAGGCACGGAAGAAUAAUCGUAAGUUAGUGCUGGAAACACAGCUCGGAUAUUGCCGUGAACGCUGAGGGCUGAGAAAUGGCAACGACAACUUGCACACGCUUCACCGACGAGUACCAGCUGUAUGAAGAACUUGGAAAGGGGGCCUUCUCAGUCGUGCGACGUUGUGUCAAGCUGUGCACGGGCCAAGAGCAUGCUGCCAAAAUCAUCAACACCAAAAAGCUCUCAGCAAGAGAUCACCAGAAGCUGGAACGGGAAGCCCGUAUCUGCCGUCUGCUCAAGCACCCUAAUAUCGUGCGGCUCCAUGACAGUAUAUCAGAGGAAGGCUUCCAUUACCUCUUAUUUGACCUUGUGACGGGUGGCGAACUGUUUGAAGACAUCGUAGCCAGAGAAUAUUACAGUGAAGCCGAUGCCAGUCACUGCAUCCAGCAGAUCCUGGAGGCGGUGCUUCAUUGCCAUCAAAUGGGUGUGGUGCACCGAGAUCUCAAGCCGGAGAACCUGCUCUUGGCCAGUAAAUGCAAGAACGCCGCCGUCAAGUUGGCCGACUUUGGCCUGGCCAUUGAAGUGCAAGGGGACCAGCAGGCCUGGUUUGGGUUCGCUGGAACGCCAGGUUACCUUUCCCCAGAAGUGCUACGAAAGGAGGCUUAUGGGAAACCUGUGGACAUUUGGGCAUGCGGAGUCAUCCUGUACAUUCUGCUGGUGGGAUAUCCUCCAUUUUGGGAUGAAGACCAGCACAAACUCUACCAGCAGAUCAAAGCCGGGGCUUAUGACUUCCCCUCGCCAGAGUGGGACACAGUCACCCCUGAAGCCAAAAACCUCAUCAAUCAGAUGUUGACCAUUAAUCCAGCCAAGAGAAUCACGGCCCAGGAGGCUCUUAAACACCCGUGGGUCUGCCAACGUUCCACUGUGGCGUCCAUGAUGCACAGACAGGAAACAGUCGAGUGCCUGAAGAAGUUCAAUGCGAGAAGGAAACUCAAGGGUGCGAUAUUGACCACCAUGCUGGUGUCGCGCAAUUUCUCUGUGGGCAGGCAGACCACGGCACCCGCCAGCGUCUCUGCGGCCGCCGCUGCAGCCGCUGCUGCGGCCGGUACCACCGCCGGUCUGGUGGAACAAGCAGCCAAGAGCCUGCUCAACAAGAAGGCCGAUGUCAAGCCACAGUCAAACAGUGCGAAAAACAGCAUAGUCACCAGUCCCAAAGGAAACGUCCCUUCUCCUGCUCUGGAGCCUCAGACCACUGUUAUCCAUAACCCGGUGGAUGGGAUCAAGGAAUCUUCAGACAGCAGCAACACCACCAUUGAGGAUGAAGACGUCAAAGGAAAAAGCCUAGAUAGCAGUUCAGUUAAAGCCCCCUUUGAAGUCAGCCAAUCACCUCCGGGCUCCGCCCCCGCCAUCUUCUCCACCAAGCUGACCGACAUCCUGGGCUGCGCCCGUAGGGGCUCGGGACCCUCGGCCGUGCCUGAUAGUGAAGCAGCUGCCCACUCCACACAAUCCCCUCCACAGACUCCCCUCAUGCAGACCCGGUUCACAGAUUUGGUGAGCAGUGUGGGCCGCGCACCUGUCCCGCAACCUCAGACGGAGUCGCUUCCUCUCGAACCUCUGCCCCCCCUCUCCCAAACCUCCUCUCCCCCGCCCCCGUCCCCCUCUGUGUCUGUACAGACACGCAAACAGGAAAUCAUCAAGAUUACAGAGCAGCUGAUCGAAGCCAUCAAUAAUGGGGACUUUGACGCCUAUGCGAAAAUCUGUGACCCUGGACUGACCUCCUUUGAACCCGAGGCUUUGGGGAACCUGGUUGAGGGAAUGGACUUCCACAGAUUCUACUUUGAGAACUUGCUUUCUAAGAACAGCAAGCCCAUCCACACCACCAUCCUGAACCCUCACGUGCACCUGAUCGGAGAAGACGCCGCCUGCAUCGCCUACAUCCGCCUCACCCAGUUUGUGGAUGGCCAGGGCCGGCCGCGCAGCAGCCAGUCGGAGGAGACCCGCGUGUGGCACCGCCGGGACUCCAAAUGGCAGAAUGUUCAUUUCCACUGCUCCGGUGCGCCGGCGGCCCCUCUCCAGUGAAGAGCGGCCCUGAAACAGAUACAUUAGAUGCGAGUGCCCUUCACGGAGGUGAAGGACAGGGAGGACUGAUAGGACGGCAGCAGGGGUCCAGCGUCGGAGCGCUCCGAACCCUCCAGCCUUCCAACGCUGGACACAGCCGUCCUCCCCUGCAUGCAAACCAACAGCUAUCUCUCUACCUGCUGGGCUGCUCUCAACACGGCGUUCACAACCAACCCUCACCUCCGACUCCACCCAGCACGCUACCGACCGACCGUCCGUCUUUAUGCCAAGACUCACCACCGACGCCAGAGCAGCACCGCAUAUAUUAAUCGUCGAGAGCGAUCAUAGACUCCAGGUUCCCAUCUAGAGUUAUAAUAACCCGCACGAUUGCCUUCUUAUCCACGGUCCUUUGCGCUCGUCUUCACUGGCCUUAUGCCCCCUGUGCCCAGGUACUCCCAAAUACAGUAGAUCAUGUUUUAAUUAAAAUCUUAUUAUUAUUGUAUUUAUUGUUAUCGUUACUACUAUCGAUUAUAUAUGAUUAUUACUUCCGUCAGGUAUUGCUGUUGUUCUUGAGAUUGUACAUUUGAUGGUCAAAUUACUGAUGUUUUGUUUUAAGACACUUUUUUUUUCUCCUUUUUUUUUUUUUAAGCAUGGAUUUUUUUUUUUUGGUGUUCAAGUAAUCUAAAGUCUAUUUCGGCAGCGCUGUGUGUGUUUAACUUCACGCUCGCUGUUAAAAAUAAAAAAGCAGCAGCGCACGUGUGGUUUUAAGAUUCUAAACGCAUAAAGCCACGAAUAUGGCGGCGAGCAGAUUUUCAGUGUUUGUAUUAUCAGGUCACCAAUCAGAUCUCUUGGAGGCAGCUGACAUCAUCACAUCAUUGAGAUUCGCCUCAUAUAUGUAUAUCUGCAGGUUGCCAAGUUGAAUUCCUUUAAAACAAGCCGUUUAUCUCUAAAUCAGAGUAUAAUCUCAUGUAUUGGCCCGUGGUGACCAGCAGCUGAUGUGUCCUUCUUAUUGACAAUCAAUGCUGAUCUGGAUUUAAGUUUUGGUGGUCUGUGAGACUGGGAAUGUCUUUUUAAGCUUGUUUUCUUUUUCUCAAGGAUCUAGUAGGAUGUUUCGAGAGAGUACAGCAUGUUAUAACAGCCUUUAUUGUAAAGCACCAGGAAGUUUACUGCAGUUCGCUGGCCAAGUAUGUAAGAUUCAAAUAGCCAUUUUGGAUCCCACGGUGAUCAGAAACCUGUGAGUUUUAACUUUGUCACAGGAACGUUGUGAUUCACCUCGACUCAGGCACCUACAGUUAUCAUUCUUCGUUUUUCUUUUAGUUCUGUACACGCAGGAAUUUUUUUAUAUAUAUAAUUUAUGUGGUGUAAUUAAGGUGGUAUCGUUCUAGUUUUUUGUGUGUGUGUGUGCGUGUACGUGUGUGAUUUAACAAUACAAUGGCACUGAUAUCCUGAAUGUGAAAGCAUAGUCACUAUAUUAAAGUGUUGAAAGCCAUAACGCAAAGAGCGAGAGUUUUCGGCGGAUUUGUAAGGAUGUUUUUGUUAGUGUCGUCUUUCUGUCUAGCAGAACUGGAAGACAGUCUUAUGUGGAUCGACUAGGGGGCUUCCUGACAACUGGUACUGUUUGUUUUUGACGUCCUGUCAAAAGAUUUCUCUCCUACUGAAUGUGGGCCGCUACCUGAAGUCACAUGACCUUUGUUUGAGGCUACUCGUUGUGUUUUAUGUUGCUUUUAAAGGAAUAGUUAAUCUAAAAAAAAAAAAAAAAUUUGCUGAAAAUCUACUCGCCCUCAGGCUGUUUAAGAUGCAGAUGAGUUUGUUUCUUCAUCAGAACAGAUUUGGAGAAAUUUAGCAUUACACUUGAAGAUCCUCUGAAGUGAAUGGGUGCCGUCAGAAUGAGAGUCCAAACAGCUGAUAAAAACAUCACAAUAAUUCACAAGUAAUCUAUAUGACUCCAGUCCAUCAGUUAACAAAGCCAUCAAGACGUCCUCUAUCUGUAAUAUCGCUUUCUCCAGUGAAAAUGUUUUCUCGUCUGAAUCAGGAGAGAAAUAUGCACAUUUAUUAGAUCAAGCACCGUUUACAAGCCAAAACAGUUCUAAACGAAAAUGUUGGUGGAUUAUUAUGGAUUAUUGAUUCAGAUUUUGGCCAGAUACAACAGUUUGAACUUUUUAAAUGAUGGAUAUGUUUCUUACAAACACACAGGUUUUUGCUUCGCAAGAUAUUAACUGAUGGACUGCAUUGUUGUGGAUUACUUGUGGAUGUUUUUAUCAGCUGUUUGGACUCUCAUUCUGACGUAGGGUUGUCAAAAGCCGAUUUUUAAACAUCGCUGAUUGGUCGUAGUGUUGACGUGCUCGACAGACAUGACUGUGAUUGGCUACAAAGCGCUUCACACUCUUCAGCCAAUCACAGUCAUGUCUGUGGAGCGCGUGAACACUAUGGCCAAUCAGCGAUGUUUAAAAAUUGGCUCAACAGCGCUCAAAUGUGAGCGGGAAAUGGACGUUUUUAAAAUUUCUGUACUUAAAGUACAGAACCCGGUGCCUUUGACAACUCUAUUCUGACGGCACCAAUUUGCUGCAAAGGAUCCAUUGGUGAGCAAUUGUUGAAAUGCUACAUUUCUCCAAUCUGUUGACCUGAGGGAGAGACCGUUUUCAACAAAAUGUCGUUUUUGGAUGAACUGUUCCUUCACUGUAAAAAGUUUUCACCCGUUUCAACUUUAAAACUUAAGUUCAGCAGCAGCCUUAAAUUUUAAGUUAAAUCAACUUUAAACUACAAGUCAUUUCAACUCACUACAAUAAAAUGAGUUAAAAUGACUUGUGCUUUUAAGUUGAUUUAACUUACGAGUUGACGUUACUUGUACUUUUAAGUUGAUUUAACUUAAAAUUUUAAGGCAGCUGCUAAGCUUAAGUUUUUAAGUUGAAACUGGUGAAAACUUUUCACAGUGUUGAAUUUUACUCUGAAAUGUGACUUAUUUUUGUAGUUCUCUUUAAUGAGUUUCAAACUCUUAUGUAAAUGGUGACAAAUACAACAUCUGCUGCAAACAGCAGUCCGCAUGUCAGCAAACCGGUGUUGUUAUUUCUUACUAAUAUGUGCGUUUAGUAUCGCAGACGAUAAUUGAAAAUAAAACCGCUCAACAGAUAGAUAUCUUGUAAAGCUACCGCUGCAUAGUGUUAACUUAUAAGUGGAAACUAUUUGCAUGAACGUCAACUUCACAAUAAUACAUUUUGGUGACUUUUGGUUUCAUUCUGUUUCUUUUAUACUGAAUGCUGGUGAUUCUAUCUAUUUUCCUGAGCUUUGUAAGUGCAUAUAACUAUUUUUGUCUAAAAAUGAUGAUGAUCAUGGUUAAACAACUAUUCUGAUUGUACGGCAUGCUUUUGUAAAGGCGUUUGUUGUUGUUUGAGCAGUGUUGGUUGCACCCAUAGAAAAUGUGAAAUACUGUUUAUCAGCGUGGGUCACACUAGGUCACAUUAUGCAUGUGUUUUUAUUACGGAAUGGAUCGUGCUUUGGCUGCAAGUCUACAAAAGGGACCUCGAAUUGUGUCUGUGUUGAGUGUCAUUUAAUCUGCGACCUUCAUUGUGCUUCGCUCAAAUGCUGUCUGAUCCUUUAGGGGGCGCUCUUUACCACACUGUUUUAGUUGCAUAAAAUUAUAAGAUCUCCAAAGUUCACUCACUUUUCUGCUUGAAAACAGAAUCACAAUCUCAAUGCACUAAUGAAAUCUAAAUGUUUUUUUAGAUGUAGAUACACUGAAUAUCCACCAAAUCUGUUAUCAACAGAAUUAUUCUUUAAACACAAUGGCCUGUAGGUUGAAACAGUUGAACGGUGAUAUAAUCUAAUCAGGCCACUAAUGGGAAGCUGGUGUGUGUCUGAGUGUGUUACACACAUUUGAAAGAGUGAAUCAGUGUUGUGUUUCUCUAGUGGUGACGCAUUGCUGCUCUUACAACAUCAAGCCAAUUGCUAUUUGUAGUAUUUACAUUUUCUCCCGAUGUCUUUUGUAAUCUUUUGCUUCAGAUCUAACAGCUUCACGUUUCUCUGAAGAUCAGCCUUCCAACUUUGCCGAGGUUGUUUUUUUUUU
Messenger RNA from Labeo rohita (rohu), 6250 nucleotides. RefSeq names its product calcium/calmodulin-dependent protein kinase type II subunit beta (gene camk2b2). Gene Ontology annotation, molecular function: calmodulin binding; calcium/calmodulin-dependent protein kinase activity; ATP binding. Lineage: Eukaryota; Metazoa; Chordata; Actinopteri; Cypriniformes; Cyprinidae. The record is from RefSeq and is a predicted model, not a curated record. Gene Ontology annotation, cellular component: cytoplasm; neuron projection. Gene Ontology annotation, biological process: protein phosphorylation.